GUGAAUACAAUCUUCCAAUAGCUUUCGCGUGACCAAUGAAUAUCCACCCAUUUUUGCAAGACUGCUAGCGGAAAACAAGAAUAAAUAUUACAAUUUCUUGAACAAAUUACAUCUGAGGGGAAUAAUUCAUUCAGAGAACAAUGAGCUUUUUCGGGCUAGGCCAAGGAGCCGAUAUCGACAUCGCGCUCGACGAUGCAGCGACGAGAAAACAGGCUGAGAUCAAGACAGAUGACGGCAGGAAGGAGAAACUUUAUCUUUUCUACGACGGAGAGAGUUUGACAGGAAGGGUCAAUGUCACUCUCAAAGGCAAGAAGCUUGAACAUCAAGGCAUCCGUAUUGAGUUCGUAGGUCAAAUAGAGCUGUAUUACGACAGAGGGAACCAUCAUGAAUUCACAUCGCUUGUCAAAGAGCUUGCUAGGCCAGGAGAGCUCACGCAAUCAACCAGCUAUCCCUUUGAAUUCCUUAACGUAGAGAAACCAUAUGAGUCGUACACAGGUGCUAAUGUAAGAUUAAGAUAUUUUCUACGAGUGACGAUCACCAAGCGAUUGACGGACACAGUGCGUGAGAUGGAUCUGGUGGUUCACACUCUGUCACACUACCCCGAGGUCAACUCCUCUAUUAAGAUGGAAGUUGGCAUCGAGGACUGCCUCCAUAUAGAAUUUGAAUACAACAAAUCAAAAUACCAUCUCAAAGAUGUAAUCGUUGGUAAAAUCUAUUUCCUGCUUGUGAGAAUCAAGAUCAAACACAUGGAGCUUGCCAUCAUCAAAAGAGAAACGACUGGAUCAGGUCCCAAUACAUUCAAUGAAAAUGAAACCAUAGCAAAAUAUGAAAUCAUGGAUGGUGCCCCAGUAAGAGGUGAAUCAAUACCCAUAAGGCUGUUCCUGUCAGGGUACGAGCUGACGCCUACGAUGCGGGAUGUCAACAAGAAGUUCUCAGUUCGCUACUACCUGAAUCUUGUACUCGUAGAUGAGGAAGAAAGGCGGUACUUCAAACAACAGGAAGUGACGCUGUGGCGAAAAGCCGACAAGGUCAAGAAACCACUUCAGAUGCAGAGACAACAGAUGCAACACUUUGUUUCGCCGUCGCAAAACAGCAAGCCAGAGCCCAGCUCAGACGAGUAGCACACCGCCCUCUCCUGCCCUCGUCGAACCAGGCAAUUACAGUCAAACCUGUCUACAGCGACCACUCAAGGGAGACAAGAAAAGUGGUCUCAGUAGACAGGUGGUCUUUGUAAUGUAGACGGGUUCCUUUGGAACAUGUUUCAAUGAGAAACCAUUUUCAAGGGAAACAACAAGUUUCAAGUGGUCUUUGUAGAGAGGUGGUCUUUGAAGACAGGUGGUCACUAAAGCAGGUUUGACUGUACUUGUAUUUGAAUACAUAGUGUAUGAUGAUGAUGCGCUUUUAACAUAUUUUAUAUUUGCAAUGGAUGGUUGGGUUGACUUACCCUAACAGUGUAUAGAUAAUCAGACUCGCAUAGAAAUGUUUAUGUUUUUGUUGGGAACUCUUCAUAAGGUAGUGUCUGGCAUUUGUGUAGUACUGGCAGGGAUCACUACUUUUUGUUUUGUUUACAUAGCAAGAAAAUCAAGAGAGAUAGAAUAACAGGCACAGAGUGACAUAUAUUUUCAAAAGGUGAAUUUGUACAUUAUUUAGAAGUUUUCUUUACGAGCAGUUAUACGUAUGCAAUAGAUGAAGAAACUGAAGAACUUAGAUCAUGCGAUUCGUUCAGUGACACCUGCGUUUAAAGACUGCUUAUUAAAAGAGGAGAAGUGGUCUUUAUAGGCAAAGGGUCUUUGUGUACAGAUGUGUGUGAUACAGGCUUCAAUGAGACAUUCAUUUGAAGGAGAACAAACAUGUUUUUAUACAGGUGGUUGCUAAAAACAGUUUUCACUGAAAUAACCACUCUGCUUGAAACUCUACUUUCAAACGUAUUGAGAAAAAAACAAAUUGGAAUUACCGGUAUUGAUGUCCUGCUUUAGGAAAAUAUAAACCUUAAUGUUUGUCCCAAUCAAUUGCAAAUCUGAAGAUCAUCAGUUUUUAGAUAAAACACUGAGGAUGAGGGAUUAAUAAUAGAAUGAAUUUAUAUGGGGAAUAACGUGACAUUUAUUUGUAGAAAGUGUUUCAAAAACACAUGUAAAUAUGGCUUGUCGCCAAUAUUUACAUAUGUGGCAAUAUUGGCAUUAGUUUGUAGGCCUGUGGUCAUGGAAUGGAAGAAAUAUUAUUUUGUUAUAUACUUGUUUUUAAUUUCCCCUCGUAUAAUAUGUAUGUCUGGUCAUUGUAUGUUGUGUUUCUUUGUAAAGAUAAUACUGCAUGAUCGGAGCCAUCGAUAAACAGAGUUUGGCCAACUUGCUUUUUCACUUGGUCACAGCGUGGUGAAUAUUCCUUUUGUUUUGUGCUUGCCCAAAAAAUGAAUAUUUGCCUCAUUGUGCCCAAUAGAUCAGUUUACUAACAUAUUAAAAUUGUAUGCAUACUUUGUAAACAAAGGUUGAUUUUGACAACCUGAAAGCUUGCCCAGCAUAGCAACAAGUGAUGUAUUCAGACUGGAUUCCAAGUAUUGUAUUUUAUUCAUUGAUAACAGGUUUAAUGGAAUAACUCCUCACUGGGUCCCCAGGAAAGAAACAUCCAUGAAUCUGAAUAUACGUGUCUAUUCGAACCAAGUUAGCCAAACUCUCCUGAUCUAUGGCUCUGUGCAGGAUAGAGGAAGAGCGCCCUCUUUGGCCAUUGCUUUUCAUUCUGGCCAGAUAAGCAUCACAUGAUGUGUGGAAUAGAAUUUGUGUUCAAUAAUGUUUUGUUUGUUUCCUUGUAAUGGUAAGGUAGUCAUAA
Molecule: messenger RNA, 2820 nt
Organism: Strongylocentrotus purpuratus (purple sea urchin)
Lineage: Eukaryota; Metazoa; Echinodermata; Echinoidea; Camarodonta; Strongylocentrotidae
Product: vacuolar protein sorting-associated protein 26B-like
Exons: 9
Coding region: 141-1121 (326 amino acids)
Biological process (GO): intracellular protein transport; retrograde transport, endosome to Golgi
Cellular component (GO): retromer complex; endosome
Source: RefSeq, a predicted model, not a curated record